Aureobasidium musti is the source of this 941-nucleotide messenger RNA. The record is from the annotation of a GenBank genome assembly. NCBI's taxonomy places the organism in Eukaryota, Fungi, Ascomycota, Dothideomycetes, Dothideales, Saccotheciaceae.
UAAACCAGAUUGGUAUGGGAAAGGAUAUGUGGUUCGUGUCUUUUCAUCACAUUACUCAGGUUCUCAAGGUGUCAAUAUUGCUUUUCUACCUUCGAAUUUUCCCUGACUGGAAGCUUCGUCGCGCUAUACAUGCCAUGAUCGGAGUCUGUCUCGCAUACAUUGUCGUCUUCGUCACCGUCACCGCUCUGCAAUGUAUUCCCGUCAACAUGGCCUGGCUGAAAUGGGACGGAGAGCAUCAUGGGAAAUGUUUGGAUUUGAACGCCGAUGGUUGGGCGUCUGCCUCCAUAAACAUCAUUCUCGAUCUGAUUGUUAUCGUCCUACCGAUGAAGCAACUGACAGUACUCAAUAUGAGCUGGCAGCGCAAGCUGGGCGUAAUAGUCAUGUUCCUUGGUGGUGGCUUCGUCACUAUCUUCGCGCACACAGACAAUGUGACUUGGGACUACCUGCCUGUUGGAUACUGGUCCGCAGUCGAAGCCCAAGUCGGUAUCAUAGUCGCCUGCGCACCCGCCAUCCGCUCUCUCCUCGCCCAGGUCCGUCAAAAGAUCUGGCCCAAACCCGUUACCCAACCAUCCUACUACGAAGACACAAAGAACAGCAGUAAGAGCAAGAGCAAAGCCGACUCUGCCCAACGCAGCUGGGGCGGCUCCAAGAUAGAUACACGCUCGCGCUUGAGCAGCAUUAGCAACCGCAAAAACGACUUUGUCCAGAUCGAUGAGUACGAGAUGGAUGUGGGCAACCCUCUUUCCCCUAGAGAUGAUAGAAGCACCGUGGCCGAGGAUUCUUCAGAGGGAUCCAUGAACCGUUCGUACACGCCGCAUGACGAUAUUGCGCCGUUGGCUGCUACAGCAGCACCGAUCGGGAGGGGCAUAACCGGCAUCAUGGUGCAAACCGAUUGGAGUAUUGGAAGAGAAAGUCGGGACCAUGGUAACCGUAGGGGCCUU